AUGCUUACCGUACAUCAUAUGCGCGUCUCUCAAUCCGAGAGAAUCGUCUGGCUUUGCGAGGAGCUGGAGAUCAAAUACGACUUGAAGCUACACAACCGUGAUCCUAUGUUCUCUCCUCAGGCUAUCAAAGAUCUCUAUGAGAUUGGUUCCGCUCCCGUCAUCCAAGAUGGCGACCUGACCAUGGGAGAAUCCGCCGCUUGUGUCGAGUACAUCAUCCACAAGCACGGAGAUGGUCGCCUGGCUCUGCCACCAUCGCAUCCAAACUACGCCGACUAUGUCUACUGGUUCGCCUUCUCCAACGGAACCUUACAGCCAGCUGUGAGUCGUCUCAUGAGCAUUAAAGCUGCCGGUGUCGACUCAUCCAACGACACUGCAAAGCGCUAUCAAGGAAAGCUGGAUCUUUACCUUCGUCAUGUCGACGGUCGUCUAGGUCGCACCAAAGAGUGGCUAGCAGGCGAGGAGUUCACUGCUGCCGACAUCAUGACUGUCUUUACUCUUACCACAAUGCGUACCUUUUACAGCAUCGACCUCAGCGCAUACAGCAACAUCUUGGCCUACCUCAAACGAGUUGUCCAAAGACCUGGAUACACGAGUUAUCGCGAGAAGGGCGAUCCAGAGCUUCCUCUCAUGAUUGAUGGACCUGCUCCUGAAAAUUUCCUUGAGAAACUAAAGUCGAAGGCUUGA
Molecule: messenger RNA, 684 nt
Organism: Aureobasidium pullulans EXF-150
Lineage: Eukaryota; Fungi; Ascomycota; Dothideomycetes; Dothideales; Saccotheciaceae
Product: glutathione S-transferase
Exons: 1
Coding region: 1-684 (227 amino acids)
Source: RefSeq, a predicted model, not a curated record